GCUGUACAAUUUAACAGCAGACAUGUUGAUAGUAGGUCAACUGGCUGCUCUUGUAAUCCUCAUUCUUCAGAGGUGGAUCAUCACAGCCGCGGGGCUGACUCAUGCGCCGGACGAGUUAAAAACCGCUGGAGCGCCAAGAGAACAAAGAGUCUGCUGUGGGACUCCGCUGAGCACGUCUCCGGAGCACCAGCUGUGGAAAUCUGAAUCUCAGGAUGAUUAUGGAGCACAAAGGACUGCUGCUGGCGCUGCUGCUGCCGGUGUUCAGCCUCAAAGGAGUAUUUUGCGCAGUGGUACCAUGGACGGAGUUCAGUGAAGCAACGGCCUAUUUGAGGCAGUACGGCUACCUGAAUGAGCCCACCGACACACUGGACCCUCGUUACCUGGAGGAGGUCAUUGAAGCCCUCAGGGUCUUCCAGAGAGUGAAUGAUCUGCCACCUACUGGAGAGUUAGAUGAAGCCACACUGGAAGUGAUGAACCAGCCCCGCUGUGGUUUGGAGGAUCCUUUCAACAAGAAAUUUCACAAGUACAGAGUGAUGGCCCGCUGGAGGAAAAGGAGCUUAACCUAUCGCAUCUACAACUACACUCCUGACAUGAUCAAGUCAGAUGUCAGGAACGCCAUCCGUUCUGCCUUCAAGUACUGGAGCGAUGUGGCGGCUUUGACCUUUAGAGAGGUCAAUUAUGGCAGAGCCGACAUAAAGAUCUCCUUCCACAAGAAAGAUGGAUUCUGCUCUGUCCCAUUCGAUGGCCGUGGUCGUGUACUGGCCCAUGCUGAGUCACCAGAAUCGGGUAUUGUCCACUUUGAUGAGGAUGAGUUCUGGACUGAGGGAACAUAUUAUGGCACUAAUCUGCGUAUUGUAGCUGCUCAUGAAAUUGGCCAUGCUCUCGGCCUGGGUCACUCUCAGUUCAGAAGCGCUCUGAUGGCACCAGUCUACUCUGGUUACCGUGUCAACUUCAGGCUGCACUCAGAUGACGUGAAUGGCAUCCAGGCACUAUAUGGCAAACGGAUCACAAGCACUUUAGCCAGUCCCACAGUUCCAGACAAUCUGGUUCCCACAGUGAGCAGCCAGGGGACUGAGAACAUCCCUGAUCCCUGCACAGCAACACUGGAUGCCAUUAUGCUAGGUCCCUGGAAGAAAACCUAUGCUUUUAGUGGCGAUUAUAUGUGGACUAUCUCUGACCUGGGACACAACACACCUAUAAGAAUUGACAAACUGUGGGGAGGCCUCCCGGGAAACCUAAAUGCUGCUGUGUACUCUCAGCGAACCAACAAGACAUAUUUCUUAAAAGGCAAUAAAGUGUGGAGGUAUACCAGUUUUGUUCUGGACUACGGCUACCCCAAAGAGCUGAAAAGGAUUCCCCCUAAUAUCGAUGCAGCCCUGUAUCUGGAGAAGAACAAAAAGCUUGUCUUCAUUAAGGGAUCAGAGCACUGGCAAUGGGAUGAGCUGAAAUACAACGACCUAAAUUUCUACCCCAAGCCGCUCAGCAUGAUCUUCACUGGAGUGCCACCCGCUCCUGAUGCAGCCUUCACCUGGACCAAUGGCAAGAUAUACAUAUUCAAGGGAGACGACUACUGGCGAGUGAACGAGCAGCUGAAAGCAGAGAGAGGCUAUCCACUGAGCAAGAAGGAACGCUGGAUGCGAUGCUAGUGCUCCACCAUCAGGGGGCAGCAGGUACCAAGAGGUGUGAAGCACAGGGCAUUUACGAACCACCCUAACCUCAAGAGCAGCAAUUCAUUAUAAAUAAUCACUGACCACAUUAAUGGAAAAGCUAGUGUGGGAAUCUGUACCCUCUACAGCAGGCUUGUGUUUGUGUGUCUCUGAAUGCAGGAUUGUGCAAACUUUUGUAUUAUAUGAUCUUUGAGAAAAAUCAAAGCUGUUUUGUUUUUUGUUUUUCCAUUUUACAUGUGUGUUGGAUUAUGUGUCAUUAUGCACUCAGUAAGACGUAAUACGAUGACGGGAACGUGCACUUUCGGGUCAGUUUUGUUUCAUGGACUUCAUUGCGUUCAAUGAGUAACACUGGUCUGCGAGAAAAGCACGCGACACUCGUUCCCUCGUUUAAAGUGAAAAUGUAUCAUUUUCUACGAAUAAACAAGACGUAACAUCAACAAUAAAA
Messenger RNA from Oreochromis niloticus (Nile tilapia), 2112 nucleotides. RefSeq names its product matrix metallopeptidase 19 (gene mmp19). Gene Ontology annotation, cellular component: extracellular matrix. NCBI's taxonomy places the organism in Eukaryota, Metazoa, Chordata, Actinopteri, Cichliformes, Cichlidae. The record is from RefSeq and is a predicted model, not a curated record. The coding region runs from base 213 to 1646 and encodes 477 amino acids. Gene Ontology annotation, biological process: proteolysis; collagen catabolic process; extracellular matrix organization. The transcript has 9 exons. Gene Ontology annotation, molecular function: zinc ion binding; metalloendopeptidase activity.